AUGAAGGAGGUGGUGGACGUGGUGGGGUCCAGAGCCGUCCAACUGCCUCUGGCCUGGACAGUAGGACCCGGGACCACCGGGGAAGACCCACAGGAGGAGGACUCCUGCAUGCUCCCUUCCACGUCCGCAGCUCAUGGUGCUUCUUUAAAGCUGCCAACGAGAUCUGUCCUGGUUUUCCUUCAUGGCUCCGGGGUCCUUUGCUGGGCUUUGGGAAGGGCCUGUGCAUCCUGCCGGUGGCCGGGUAGUGUGUGCGUGAGCUCCCUGAUUAACUUUCAGAGCUGCCUGGCCCCCACGCCAGCUGCGCCCAGGUUCUCGGGUGGCCUCGGCCACCCGCAUGUGCGGCCCGGGUGCCGCGGGCCGGGCGGAGGGGGCGGGGCCUGGGGAGGGGCCGGAGCGCGGCUGCCGGUGCCUCUGCGGGAGCAGAGGAAGGAGGUGGUGCGUCCCCAGAGGCGUGCGCCGGGACGGAAGGACAGACGGACCCACGCGCGCGGCGAGAGGGCCGGUGGCGAGGUCGGUAUCCGGUGGGCGCGCGGGCGGCGCGGGGAGGGGCGGCAGCGAGGGGAGCCGGAGCCCGGGGGAGGGUUGCGGGAGGGGCGGCGACGGGCCCGGCGCCGGCUGCGCCCGGGGGUCGGCGCGAGACCCCUCCCCGGGCCGGUCGGGCACGCGGCGAGCGCGCCCCGGCAGCGAAAGCGGAACCCCGGUAUCUCUUCUCCCUCCUCUUUUCUUUCCAGUCAGCGAAAAAUAAACACCCGGGAAGGUAAAACAAUAGCGGGGCCACCUGGGACGCGGCGGGAGCCGAGCUCCCACGUUUGGGGCGGGUGCCGAGGGUGGAACCGGGAGCGGCGGCCCCACCUCGGAGCCCCUUCCAGAUUUGCCCCCGCGGAGGGUGGGGCUCCCCGCGGCGCCGGGGCUCGGUGGGAGGCUGAGGGAGUUCCCUGGAGUGAAGAAGCAUUUGGUGAAAGUACUGCAGGAACAAUCGGUCUUCCCACGAUUGCUCUACUCUGGGCGGGGAAACUGAGGCGGAGGCGAAGAAAUCUGCUGGCAUUGUGGGACCGCUUCAGGGCUGCCGAACGAACGCCAACUUCCUUCGUUGUGUUUCGGGCAGGUCUGGGGCAGGUGGCAGCCCCGUCAUGGAUGGAGACGGACUUUUUGAUGAAGAAACCCGAAGCAGGUGAUGUCAGCUAG
Rangifer tarandus platyrhynchus (Svalbard reindeer) is the source of this 1185-nucleotide messenger RNA. NCBI's taxonomy places the organism in Eukaryota, Metazoa, Chordata, Mammalia, Artiodactyla, Cervidae. The record is from the annotation of a GenBank genome assembly.